Molecule: messenger RNA, 6815 nt
Organism: Hemibagrus wyckioides
Lineage: Eukaryota; Metazoa; Chordata; Actinopteri; Siluriformes; Bagridae
Gene: dclk3
Product: doublecortin-like kinase 3
Exons: 5
Coding region: 418-2676 (752 amino acids)
Biological process (GO): intracellular signal transduction; protein phosphorylation
Molecular function (GO): protein kinase activity; ATP binding
Source: RefSeq, a predicted model, not a curated record
GUUCUAGCCUUUUGGGGACAGUUUGAAAACACGUAUUAGUUGAUUAAUAAAUGCCAUUUUAAAGGUUCUCUGAUGGAUAAUAAGACGUGUGUGUGUGUGUGUGUGUGUUGCCUCGGAGACGCAGUUGCAGCAGGAUGUAGUGUAUCCGGUAUCGCGCGCUCGUACACUGGCCAAAAGAUGCGCCCUCUCUGCAUUCCUGUGUUACUUCAUUUGGCAGCAUCGCGCGUUGGACCGUUUCGUUAGUUAAUUAUGUAAUGAUGUUUUGUCAAAGUUUGCUGCUUUUUGCCUUCUUGCUGGUCAUGAAGUUAGCCACUUGACAGGGAGAAACGCGUCACCGACGCGUUAGGUGAUUUCUGCUCUCCCGUUAUGGCAAUCAAAAUCUCCAGCAGCCUGGAGCAGUGACUCGAGGAGGACAGCAUGUGGAGCCGAAACCUAGUCCAAGAAACAGCUAGGCCUAAAUGGAAAAUAGCAGAUCAAAGAACUAAACUACCUGUGUGUCCCAAUGCUGCUCCUCGACAUGGACUGCCUUCAUACACAUUUGGUUCUAAGAUCCUGAGAUGUCCUGCAGCCUACAGGCCCUUGGAAAAGGUCGGAAAUGGCCCAUGUAGGUUGGAGCAACAUGUGCCACGAAGAGCAAGUGGUUAUCAUGGACGGCACGAAGAAGCUAGUCCAGUGCGUCCACGUAUUGUGACAGUGAUUCGGCCAUGCGGUGAGCACAACCUGCGCAAGAUCUCUCUGCUACUAAACCGACGUGCCGUACAGACGUUUGAGCUGUUGAUGGCUGAUGUGUCGGAAGCUCUUGGCUUCCCAUGCUGGCACAGUGGUCGUGUUCGACGCCUUUUCAGCCCUGCUGGGCAAGAGAUACACAGCCUCUCUGACUUUUUCCACUUUAGCAAUGCCUUCCUGGCCUUUGGAGUCAGCCGUCCAUCCAUUACUGAAGUACAGGCUGCACUGCAGGAGCUGUAUCCUGACAAUCCAAGUUAUUGUGACAGCUUGUUGAGCUUGUGGGAGCGGAUCCUGAAGCCUAAAGCUGCUAAGACAGAUAGCGGUUUCCAUGAUGAUGUGCCCGAAGAUAAUUCCACUUUAAAUGUAGCCCUUGAUUGUGUGACAAUCCAACCACAAGCCAAUCAUUUGCAGCCAUUCCGAGCACAAGCUAGGCAGAAAGACAGGGGCAGAAGAGAGAGACAGAGAGGAGAGUGGGAAAACAGGGAGGAUAGGAGAACACACCAACCUCAGACAAAAGAGGAGAGGAGGACCGACAGGAAGAAUGAGCCAGUUUAUUGUCGGAGCUGUAGAGGAGCUGGACCACCUAUUCCUCCAAUUGUAAACAAGAAGUCUACUAAAUUGGAAAAGCCUAACAAUGAGAGCAACGCUCCUCUUUCCCAGGAUGACAUUAUAAAAAACUCAUCACAGAUGAAAAAUGAUCCAAACACCAAAGUCCUAAUUAUGGGAGCCCAAGAAGAAACCCCAAAAGAACGAGACAUGCCUAAUACAGAAGUGGUAGAGCAGAAAGACCUGUGGGAGAAGCUUCCACCUGAUGGAAUGCAGGUAUCUCAGGAGGAAAUCCAGCGCUGCUAUGACAUUGGGGGUGUGGUGGGUGAUGGGAACUUUGCAGUGGUGUAUGAGUGCCGUGUGCGUGGCUGCACCCAAACAUUUGCCAUGAAGAUGGUGGACAAGGCCAAACUGCAGGGCCGGGGUCACAUGAUACAGAACGAGAUUGCCCUAUUGCGUAGCCUGGCCCACCCACGACUAGUGCAGCUGCUGCGCUCACAUCACACAGACACACACGUCUACCUGUUAAUGGAGCUGGUAGCUGGCGGCGAUCUGUUUGAUGCUAUUGCCAAGUGUGGAAAAUUCAGUGAGCCUUGUGCAGCUAGGAUGAUUCGAGACAUUAGCCAGGCUCUGGAGUACAUCCAUAACAAGAGCAUCGCACACAGAGACAUCAAGCCUGAAAACCUUCUAGUCCAGCGGCACAGCAAUGGCAGUAUCAAUCUGAAGCUGGCUGAUUUUGGAUUAGCCAUGGUAGUGACAGAGCCAAUUUUUACUGUUUGUGGCACACCUACCUAUGUUGCUCCUGAGAUACUUGCUGAGACAGGGUAUGGUGUAGCUGUGGACGUCUGGGCAAUGGGUGUGAUACUCUUUGUGCUGCUCAGUGGGUUUCCACCAUUCCGCAGUCCAGAACGCAAUCAGGAGGAACUCUUUCAUCUUAUCCAGAAAGGAGAGGUCCACUUUCUGUCACCUUAUUGGGACCAUGUGUCUGAGGGAGCUAAAGCUCUGAUCAGUGCCCUGCUAGAAGUGAACCCCAGUGUGAGACUGACAGCCGGUCAGACCCUGCAGAACAGCUGGCUUCUCCAUGCAGCAGCACAGAGUGACCAGGAGGAGGCGACAGACACCAGCAACAGCAACAUCAACAGGAAAGACGCACUCAAAUCAGGACGCAGAAAACGUGGGGUAUGGGGAAAUCAGCCAAAACUAGAUAUAUCAGCAGAGAUCGAUCAAGUGGCACAGAGUGAAGGGAACAGAGAAGGAAGCACAGAUAAAUACAAAGAAACUAACAGGAACCAGAAAGAUAAGCAGACUCCUGAGAGACCAUCACUAGCAAGAGAAGAAAUCAACAAAAAUGGUCACAUGAUGGAGGUAUCAGUAUUAGUACAGAAAGCAGAUAUACCUAAAUAGUCCAGGUCUUGAAUGCCCGCAUUAAGGCAGGUAACAAAAUCAGCCUUUUGUCUGAUCAGCAAGGUCAGCAAUAUAUCGGAUUCACCAUUAUCACAGAAAACAUAGCACAAGGUUGAGCAAAUUUGUUCUUUGCAUUUCUUCAUAUCUGUUAUAUAUAACCGAUUACUACAGGCUUUGGUACUCACUACUCAUCACAACUGCAAUAUGUUUUACUGCAUGACAGGAUGUAAUAAUACUCAAUAAUAUCCUUUUUCCACAUCUGUAAUAUUUGAGCAAUUACUAUAAUCAUGAAUUCCUUCCCUUUACUAAGAAAGUAAUAAAAAAAAAAACAAUGAAACUCACUUAUAAUGAAAGUUUGAAACUGAAAUUUCAUAUACAAGCUGACACUAUAAUUUCCUCUUAUCUGUGUCAUGGUUGUUGUUUUGAAUUGAAACAGCUGCCUAUUAGUAAAGCAACUUACAUUAUGAGUGAGUGAAUAACUUUAUAUGUGAAGAUGUUUUGCAAGUAAAGAUGUUUUCCUUCUUUACUUAUUACAGAGAUAUAGAAAAUAAUUCUGUCCAUGGCAAUCACACAUAUAAACCAAGUUUUAAUUUCAUUCUGGACCUUCAAGAUCAUGUCUUUUGGACUUAGUGGCGCUUUUGCUCCUUGCCAAGUAUAUAUAGCAAAGUUUUCACCUCAUGACUCUGGCCUUACAUCAGUGAAAUAUAAAAGAUUCCUGCUACUUUAUAUUCUUUUUCUUUCUCGUUCUCAUCUUCCAGAGGAGUUGAGAAGCGUAUGAUGAUCAAGAUGCAAACUAUCAUAUGAUAUAUCCUUUGUUCCUUGCUGGCUUUGUUUCUCUUAACUCUGUACUGCCGCAGCUUUUGCUGAUGAAAAUUCAAAUGUUGGACAUAUUACUAUGCUCUCCAUGUUUGACUUUGUCCUUUAAACAGAGACAUAGCCUGUUGUUUGUGUUGGAGUGUAGCAGUGUGGGUGUUGCAUAUGCAGAGUAACUUCAUUUUAUUAAUUUGUAUAUUCAGAACUUUUUGGGAAUUUUCCCAACUUCUUGUAUUUCAGAGCAGAAUAGUUCUGUCACACCCCUUUGGAGCUGGAUUCUGGAGAAUAAGCAAUCUCCAAAUUGUUUGGGACUGGAGUAUAUUCAAGAAGAACCUAAAGAAGGUUUCCAUAACUGCAGCAAAAUGCCAUUAAUAAUGUGUCUUGCAGGAUAUAUAAAUACUGCUAAGCUAUUCAGCCUUCCUCUGAUGUUGCAUGGUAACAGCAGGAAGUGAAGUGAAUAGCAGAUAUGGCUGUGGCAUUGUGGCAGCAGGAACAGAAGCCCUCUGGAAAGGGAACAGUGAGUACAGGUACAACAAUGGAAUUAAAACUGAUUAUAGAAUAAAGACGUUGCCAGUGGGCAUGUGAAGAACUGCAACAUCUGUUAGUGGCAAUGCAGCAGUGUAAUGAAGUGUAGAAUUCAGUGGGAUUAAGUGUUAACUGCCUUGCAUGGAGAGACGCUGAUGUAUUUCUCCUAGCUGUUUCUCAUUCUCAAAAACUGAAAACUGAGCCCAUCUUGGCAGAGUGUGCUGAUGGUGAAAUGAGGUAAAUGUAAAAAAAUUCCAAAAAAGGAGUCAAUCCUCUGAGCAUGUCACAUACUAGUGAAAAUGGAUAACAUUAUAGUGGUGUUUUACGUCAACCAUGAUGGUAGAUGAUAUUGAGACAAGCAAGCCCUAGUUUUUAGAGCUGCCUACGUACUGAGUCAUUGCAAUUGGAUAGUAGACACUGUCUUGCAGCAGUUGUGUGCCACAGGGAUUGGCAAACUCUGGAUAAACAAGCUGUGCUUCCAAAUAUUGUCAGUGUUACUCACAGGCCUUAUGUGCCCGCAAUUUAUCAGACCAAGCCUGUAGUCCCAGAUUACUGUGACACUGUAAAUCACUUACCUUACACUGAUUGACCUGGCACCAGAAAAUUGGCUUGUUCACAAAGUCUGAGACAUAUUCUCUUGAGUACUUUUGCUUCAUGCUGGUUGUAUGCUGGACAACUCUGGAUCUUGCCCCAUGUGCUAUUUUGGAUUUUUUUGGAGUUGGCUAGAAGUGCCUCUUUCUAUAACUACCCCAAAGUAUGUGGCAGGAUUGUCUGGGCACUGGUGACAGCAUCAAAAGUUUUUCUUAAAGUUACAGGGCUUUUCUAAACUUUACAGUAAAACAGUAAUCCCACAGUGGGACCUGGAUUUGGUGGUAUGUAGUUUGUGCAGUAACAGUGUUUUUUGCUCAAGACAGCUAUCACAACGCCAUGCUGUUUGGUGAAUCGCAGGCGCUUUCAGUCUUGUAUGCCCUUGAAGAUGAGAAUGUGCCCCAACCAGCCCUGUGUCCAGUGAGGGCUCUCAGCGUUAUGAGAAAAUGACCGUUAGCUGGCAAGUUAACAAGCAGCUGUUUGUGUCCUAUGGCAAGUAUCUGAAAGGAGCUCUGCUAUAAAGACAGUUUAUCCCCUUGAGUAAAAAAAGUUAUUGUGCCAGCAUACUUAAAUGAAGGUCAAGAAAUAAACUUGUGAAGCAAGUUUCAUCAGAUGCUACAAAUUAGGUGUUGCUUAUUGCACCUCUUGUGCUCUGUUGUGGCUUUGAGUGAAUCUCACCCUGAAUAGUGUUGUAUAAGAAAGCAAUUUCUGUCAUCAGUAAAGAAGUGUAUCAGAACAGUGAGCAAUUGUUGUCCUCAGUGAAGAACAAUCAUUUUUGAAUAAAUCAUUUUUAUCUUCAGUUGGAAAUAGGACUUUAGUAAUUCUCAUCCUUCAAUAUAGAGCAGUAACAAUACUAGUAAUUCUCAUUCAAAGCACAGAUCUUUUAUAGGCUACUAGCCAAGAGGUGAGAACUUUGCUAUUUGUACUCUGCAAGGAAUUGAGCAAAUAUGAAUACUCCACUAGCUGUGAAGCAAAUCAUUCUGGUGGUCCUUCACUGGUAUUUUAAAAAAUGAAUAAAAUGAUAUCCUAUAAAAAUGAAUAAACUACUUUGUAUAUUUGGGUAAAUUUAGUUGGGUGAUGUUGGUGAAACAGAGCAAGAGAAUGACAGAAAUAUAUGCAAGCUCUUAUCUUUUCUUCUGCUUCGUAAAUAUACAUCAAACUACAAAAGAUGACGAAAGUCCUUCAGCAGGUAAGAAGCACAUUAUAGCCACCACUGUUAGAAUCCAGAUAGUGGAGGUGGGGCUUGGUGUGUGUAACUUGAGUGCCAAUGACUGUGUGCACAAAAGGCAGCCAUUUUAGGCACAUCAGCUGCCUGGCUAGUGAGAACAGAUGACCUGUGUCCCUGUAUCUGAACUCUGGGAUUCCUCUUUCCUUCUUCCAAAUCAGUAUUGUGGUAUUGCAUAUCUGUAACAAAUAGUAUUUUUUCCAUAUAUCUAUUAUUUUGUAUGAAAUAAAGUCAUAACAGUUCUGUGGAAAAAAACAAACAAACAAGGUGUUCUGUAUGAGUGGUUUGAAUGAUACAUUUAGGUAGGAAUAUUGCUUGUUACAAUUUGGUAUAACUAAAGAGAAACGUUUGGUAUAAUUAAUAUUUACAGAAUUUAAAGAAUCUCUUAAAUCUCCAAAGAAAAUGUGCUGUUGCAAAAGACACUGCAUUGGAUGUUUUACAUAACCGUAAAAAGCAUUAUAACGAUCUAAUAGAAACCGGUAGAAUUUGCUAUUUAAAUCAUAUUCCUUGUAGGCAUUUGCUGUAAGGUUAGUUUGCUAUAAACACCACACUGACCCAACAAGUAAGACAUGUUUUGUUGCAAAAACUAAGAAACACCAUAAUUGCUAUACGACUUGCACUGCUUUCACACAUAGUGUAUAAUAUAUAUUAUAUAUUAUAUAGUGUACUAUCAUAUAGUCAGUUGUAUGUCCCAAAAUGAUUGUUUGAUAUAAAAUUGUAUUGCUGAUCUCCAGAGUCACAAUUGGAUGAUUUGAAAAAUCAUCUACAAUAAGGCUUGGUGUCUACAUCAAAGUAGUGGUUAAGGUUCUGGGCCGUUGACCAGAAGAUUGGGGUUCAAGCCCCAGCACCGCCCUGCUGUAACCGUUGGUCCCUUGAGCAAGCCCUCCAAUCUAGCCUGCUACAGGGGCUGACCCUGCACUCUGACCCCAAACACCAAGGGGGGGGUAUGUAAAGAAAGAAUUUCACUGUGCAGUAAUGUAUAUGUGAC